CUUUGCUUCAGUCAGACUCAGAGAUUCAUUCAAGGCAAACUGAAUCACAGACAGAAAACAUCUCUGACCCCCAACAAAGAUGUACACAGGACAUCAAUGCUGUGCUGAGAGAGAUGAGCGCCUCUUUGGGUGGACUCAAGGUUAGCGUGGAGUACUUACAGAGGGAUAAUGAAGCUAAGACAACAGAAAUAGAGUUGUUGAAAGAACAGUACCAAGUACAAGUAGCAAAAUUAAGAAUGCUGGAGCAGCAGUAUCAAGAUAAAUUUACAGCUCAGGCAGAAGAACUGACCUCAGUUAAAGCCAGGGCAAACAACACUGAGCUCCAACUGGAGUGGCUAAGAACGGAAGGAAAAGAGAAACGAGUGGCUUUCUCUGCUUCCCUGCUGGCCUCAGGAUCAGGAAAUAUUGGACCAUUUAACACACAGAGACCUCUAGUCUUCAGGAAUGUUGUUGCAAAUAUUGGCAAUGCCUACAACCCAAACACAGGUUUCUUCAUUGCACCUGUGAGAGGAGCCUAUCACUUUGAAUUCUACUUAUAUGGAGGUGGGCAUGCGUCACAUCCUACAGCUGCUGUGUUGGUCAAGAAUGGAAAUCCUGUUUUUAUUGCAUAUGAGCAUCAGCCUUCUUAUGUUGUUAACCCAUCAAAGGCUGUUACAUUGCUGUUAGAGAUCGGAGAUGUUGUAUUAUUGCAUCAGUGGGAAAACUCAAGAAUUUAUGAUAGUGAUAAUCAUCAUACCACCUUUAGUGGUCAUUUGCUUUUUACUAUGUGAUCAGAGAACAGUCUUGUUCUAUACUGUAAUAAAAUGCCACUGGAGUUCAUCAUAAUGUGUAAAUAUAUCUCACUUCCAUAACUGCAUAAAAUAUAUAUUUGUUUUACUAUAAUAACCCUACCUUCACUUGAAAAAUAUGAUAUAGUUUUGUACGAUGUAGGACUAUCAUCUUUUUUUUCAAAGACCAGCGGCAAAACACAAGUAUUUAUGACACUCAAAGUCAUCAUAUCACUUUUAGUGUUUUUUUGUUUCUGACUAUGUGAACAGAAAAAAAGUUCUUGUUUUAUAUUGUUAUAAAAUACGAGAGAA
This is a messenger RNA of Cyprinodon tularosa, 1079 nucleotides long. RefSeq names its product complement C1q-like protein 2. NCBI's taxonomy places the organism in Eukaryota, Metazoa, Chordata, Actinopteri, Cyprinodontiformes, Cyprinodontidae. The annotation marks the transcript as partial. The transcript is spliced from 6 exons. Gene Ontology annotation, molecular function: protein binding. The record is from RefSeq and is a predicted model, not a curated record.